Messenger RNA from Dioscorea cayenensis subsp. rotundata (Guinea yam), 1119 nucleotides. RefSeq names its product protein VACUOLELESS1-like. The coding region runs from base 584 to 973 and encodes 129 amino acids. Lineage: Eukaryota; Viridiplantae; Streptophyta; Magnoliopsida; Dioscoreales; Dioscoreaceae. The transcript is spliced from 8 exons. Gene Ontology annotation, biological process: endosomal transport; intracellular protein transport; vacuole fusion, non-autophagic. Gene Ontology annotation, molecular function: actin binding. The record is from RefSeq and is a predicted model, not a curated record. Gene Ontology annotation, cellular component: HOPS complex; cytoplasm; lysosomal membrane.
CUCUUCUUCUUCUCCAUGGAUGCUGCUCCUCAAGCUCCCGACCCCGGCCCCAACUAUCUUGCUCACCAACCCUAAUCCCCAACCCUCAUUAAAGCUUCCUCUUCUUCGAGAGAGAAGGCAUUGCCUCCUUUCUGUUUUUUUUUUUGGAUCUCGCUAUUCGCUUCUCUCUUCUUCGAAGCCUCGAAUCUCUCUCCAUUUGGCGAGCGAGAGAGAAAGCAUCCGAGCAGCACCGAAGGAUUUAAUCUUUGCUUGUAUCUCCGAGUGUCCUUUUCUGGUUGAUCGGCCUCUCAGUCACUAAGAAUUCUACAAUAUAAAUUGGUUCAAGAGAAGUGGGAGAAAUUGCACAUUCUCUACAAGGUGCCCACCAUUUCAUCUUUGGUGACUUCUGGUUGUGGUGAGAUGAGUUCAUCUCUUUGCUGAAACCAAAGAACACAUAUUUGAAUCAAAGGCUGCUGAAGAGCAUGCAAAGUUGUUGAGAAUCCAACAUGAGUUAGAGGUUUCAACAAAACAAGCAAUAUUCAUUGAUUCGAGCAUCAGUGAUACAAUUCGCACUUGUAUUAGCACGGGAAAUCAUCGAGCUGCAAUGAAAGUCAGAACUGAAUUUAAGGUGCCAGAGAAGAGGUGGUACUGGCUUAAAGCAUUGGCACUCUCUACCCGAGGAGACUGGGCUGCGCUGGAAAAAUUUUCCAAAGAGAAGAGACCACCUGGUGGUUAUAAACCCUUUGUUGAAGCAUGCAUUGGUGCUGAUGCGAAAGCUGAGGCUCUGAAGUACAUUCCAAAGCUUACAGAACCUAGGGAAAGAUCAGAGGCAUAUGCACGAAUUGGCAUGGCAAAGGAAGCUGCUGAUGCUGCAUCCCAGGCUAAAGACAGUGAAUUUUUUGGUCGUUUGAAGCUAACUCUAGGACAGAAUGCUGGUGCAACAUCAAUCUUUGAUAGUCUCAGAGACAGAUUAUCAUUCCAAGGAGUCUACUAGUGACCAUUUGUGCGUCCAAAAAAUAUAUUGGUAUAAUUCACGCUGACAACCCAUCAUGAGUAUUGCUUGCAUGUUCAAACAGCUUGAAGAUUUUACCAUCAGUUGUGUUCUCUGAUGGGUGUAAUUCAAGAAAAUUUAAAUAAAAA